AUGGCACCUGCCGGUUUGGUUUUUGCCUGCUUACUGUUCACCAUGAGGAUGGUCACCUCAACAGUGUACCUGCAGCCGGAGGAGGAGGGUAAGCUCACAUCAUACAUGACACAAAUGAAGGGUCAAAGGUCAAAUUAACUGUUUUUUUUAACCCUCAUUACAAAGUGAUUUAACAUAUUGACGAGUAUUGAUCUUGGAUAGAUUUUUCUGGCCUUUAGGGGCUUUAAGAUGUGAAAACAGGCCGUCAUCCUUUAUCCUGAUAGAUACGAGCUGGACAGUUUGGUACAGAGCAGUUAACAGUCUUGGAAAAAUUCAUUAAAAUACUUGACUUGAGGAAAAGCAGCAGAAAUAAAGAAAAAUCAAGACAUUCAAAGUCUUGCUACUAAGUUUUUAAUUUAUUUAGCACCUUUCUUCCAUGAAAGCGCGCAGCUGUAAAUGCAUUGUUACAAAAGGAAGAUUAAAAAAAAAGGAACUGACAACAAGAGUUAGAAAGAUAAAAGAUUAAAAUAAUACAAACUAUAGAAUUAAAUUGAAUAAUCAAAUAUCAACACAAUAAAACAAUAAAAUGAAAAGAAAUCAGCCAAAUCAGCUUAAAUCAGUCAAAGUUGGAUAAAGCAAAAAUGAAUUGGUGAGUAAAACCAUUCUGAAAAUCAAUACGACCUUUCAUCCAAACCUUGAAACUACUCUGAUUAAAAAGCCAAAUUAAAAUCUCAAGUUUCAUAUUAAAAACACAAAACUUUCAAUAUGAAAUAUUCAGGUGUUUCAAGAGUUUACAGAAAGUUAUUGACAAACGUUUUCUUUCCUGUGUAAUUUUAAAAAAGAGCAUUAUGUAGUUACAGUUGUCUUAUAGGAAGCUGAUUUUAAUUGUUUUAUAUCAAUAUCAUAUUUCUAAUGUAGUUAAAACUGCAAAAAAAGAAAAAUCAUUCAGAAUUAUAUAAAAAUUUUUAUCUUGAAUCAUUCUAAUAAUUUAGUUUUAUGUCCAUUUAAGUAAAAGUGUGCAAAAGUGCAAAUGAAUAGUUGGUACUUCUACAAACGCACAACAAUCCCAUAAGUGCUCCUUUAAUUCUUAGUGAUUUUAAAUUGCAUCCAAACUCAUGAACAGUCUUUUAGAGUUUUUUUCUGUAAAUGAAAAGAAAUAUCUCUAUCUGACGUCUAAAUUUAUGACUUCUUGAUUUACAGCUCAAAAAAAAAAACCUUCAGAACCUCUUAAUAUUUUUUUCUUGUACAAAUUGUUUUUUGUCGUAGGAUUAAAUCCGCCUUUCUCAUCUUUUUCCCAGAGCUCAAUGAAACUGUCAUCUGUACUAAUGACCACAUGGAGGUUGUCAUUCCCAGCGCUUUUUUCCUCAACAAAGAGCCUCCAGUUCAUGUAAGAGAGCGCCAGGAAAACCCACAAGUACUUUCUGUAGAGGUUGAUGUUUCUCAGCACAGAUAUCCAAAUUAUUAGCUGCACAUUUUCCCAUCUAAAGUAUUUAUUUUGUGUGUGUGUCCUUCAUGUUUAGGUUUGGGAUUUGCAUUUAAAUGAUCCGGAGUGUCGUGGUGAAGAAGUUGGAGACGAUUAUGUUUUCAGCAUAAAGACGAAUCUUUCUGACUGUGGAACAAUUAUGGUAAAAACCUAAUCUCUUAAAAAUUUGCACUUAAGUUUGUUCUGUUUUUAUUUGAGGCAUGAAUCAAAGAGGUUAAAUGUUGCACAUGCACUUAAACAUUAGAUCCCAAUCAUAAUAAAUUACUCAUUUUACAACGCCUGUGCUCGCUCAAGGAUCAGGCCCCCCGAUCAGGCUGCAGACUCCUUACAUAAAAGUUAAAAUAACCUCCUUUUGGACACUUUUCUCCCCUGCUGUGACGUAAACGCAGACAGUGACCCUCUGUGUGCAGAUCCACACCAUUGAAUUAGCUCAUAGCAAGUAUAAUAAGGCAGACGGAGAAAGGCACAAACUCCAGGCGUGGGCAGAAAAGGCUGAAGAGAAAAGAAAAGAGGAGGGGGUUGUGUGUAUGUCAAGAAAGAAGGGCAGCGUUGUUCCUCUCCCUUAAACAGCGCAGGGUCUUAUUCAAAGCAGCGAAAGGACCCUGAAUGCUAUUGUAGUUCUAAAUUAUCAGGAUUUACAUGGAAAUGAUGAUUAUUUGUUGGGGAUCAGUGAAUAGGAAGGCCAUCAAUCAUUCAUCAGUUCAGUCCAGCCUCUCUUGUGAGCUCAGACUUUGGCACGGUUUAAAUCCCUACUUCAGCCCGCAAGUGUCAUUUAAUUGUUUUCUUGGAAUGGUGCAGGUUGUUCUCGUAAAGAACAUUAAAAGGUUAACGCAGCUUUCAGCCGAGAGGAAAUCUCCCUCAGCAGUUUUACGAGACUUUGUGAGGAAAGUAGGUUCGCUCUGGAUAAGACGUCUGUUGCUAAAGGAGAAGAAUGCCAGAGCUCCCGAUCUUUGUUUUCACCUUGACCUUAAACCUGCCGUCAGAGAAGAAGAGAGACCGUUGCGUUGUUGGGGUCUAAAGGUCAGUGUUUCUCAUUGAAACAUGACAGCGCCCUCCUCUGACACAUCUCACAAAAGUUUGCUGAAUUUGUGAGUCAGGGAGUCCUCAUGUAACACGGUUAUAAGUUCAAAUGCCUGUGGUUCAGAUGUGAAUUAAUGAAGACCUGUUGCUUUGGUGGAGAGACCUGUUAAGGGUGCCUAUUGCAGGCCAGAUGGAGGUGUUUACCAAGAGGUUGUAAAGUGUUGGAGUCAAAGGCCUUUCUCCAUCUGCUCUCAGCAGGAGCCCAGACAAACCUCAAAUGUAACCUUUUCACUCAUUCUUAGUUUUAUGGUUUCAAGUGCAUAAGCUGUCAGAUGAGGGUUACAUAAGGAGCCUGACUUUAGUUAUUUUUUUAACUUGAUUUUUCUAUGUAAAAACCUGACAAAAACUCAUCCUACUCUCCUUUAAAGGUCAAAUGUAUCACUCUGUACGAAUCUUUGCUGUGAAAAUCAGCUGAUCAGAGUUGGUUUGGGGUUUCAGAUAUUAAAAAAUCACCAUGUAAAUAGCCAAUAUUCAGAUCAAUAGUCUUGUUUGACUUUUUGUAGGUCAUACAGAGGCUACAAUAUGAAAUAUACAACCAGCUAAAACCCCUUACAUGAGCUUUAAUUAAUGAUAAAAUUAAAGUGCUGUUUUAUUAGGAUUAAAGCCCCUCUCAGGAAUUUUUAACUGAUCAAAAAGCCAUCUGGAGUUCUUAUUAAUACCUCUAUAUGACAUAAAAACAAACAAGAUUUUAUCAUGAAGGUUAUUUUUUUCCUUUGCUGUAACUUUUAUAAGUUAUUGAAAAGUUCUGAAAGUUUCUCACAGGAGCUUUAAUUAAUAAUAAAAUUAAAGUGCUUUUUUAUUGGGAUUAAAGCCCCUCUCAGGAAUUUCUAACUGAUCAAAAAAACUGCCUAAAAUUAAUUUUGAUGCCUUUAUAUGACCUAAAAAACAAGAUUUAAGCAUGAAGGUUAUUUUUUUCCUUUGCUGCUACUUUUAUAAGUUAUAGAAAGUUCUGAAAGUUUCUCACAGGAGCUUUAAGAAGUGUUUUUAAGCAGAAUCUUGUGGAUGUUGGAAUUUAUCACCAGAGAUCUACUUAAUAAUAAGUGGGAUCAAAUGAAUGUAUAUUACAGGCUACAAUAAAACUUAAUACAACUUACUAUGAGAAUCUCCUUAUGGGACCAAAAGUGUGGGAAGAAAAUGUUGUGUAUUGUCAUGAUGGAAUUUUUUAAAUGGCCAAGAGGGACCUGAGUGUGGUUCAAGGUCAGUAGGUUAUGAGAAAUGUUGAGCUGCUGAGGGUUUAUGGAGAAAAUUAGAGGAGAUGACUCCGACUACAUCCUGACUGGACUUUCACUGUCGGUCUUCUUCAAGUAAGACGAUUCUUACUUGAUAAUGUUAAUCUUAUUAUCCUCUAAAAUGUCUCUCUCUUCUCGUCUCCACAGGCCUCAGAUGACACUCACAUUAUGUUCAUUAACACCAUACAUAAUAACGAUACAGAAAUCAUCACAAGAAACUACAUCAACAUCACAUUCGUGUGCCGUUACCCUAACAACUACCUUGUCCAGCAGCCAAACGGUGAAAACAUGAUCAGGGUUGAUGUGAGGUGAGUGUUUAUUUUAUGUCUAAUCUUGCUUGUUCAGUAGAAAUACUUGUUUCUAAACUGUUGAUUCGGCUCCUUCGUCUCUCUGCAGGACUAUCACUCUGAACACAGAGGAUGGGAACUUUUCUGUGUCCAUGCUGCUGUACAAAGAUGAAGCUUUUCAGGACAAAUGGACCACUGUGCCAUCGCUGACGCUGGAUGAUAGCAUCUUUGUAAAAGUUUUCAUGGUAAAAAUACCCAGUAAAUUGUUAUUUUUAAACAAAAGGGGAUUACAGAUUAAGCCUCCAUACCUUGUCCUCACAUUGACCUGAAGACUGUGUAUAAAUCAAGGCUUACACUGGGUCACGGCUGUGUUAUCCGAGCUCUGACAACACACUGAAGAGAGAGAUUCGAGUAAUUGGCAGCUGUUUUUGGAGCAGGUUAGCGUGUUGUUACUUGAUGUUAAGCAAUAUGUUGUGGCGGAGAUUACUCCUGAGCAAUGCUGUAAAUCUGACUCUCCUCCCAUGACCGGCUGGUAAUUUGAGUGCAGCUCCUUUUCUCCUGCAUGUUGUUGUAACCUCUCGGUCCAGCUGUUGUUUACCAACCAUGAAUCAUCAUUUUGUGAACCAGUAUGGAGCAACGUAGUGUGAGAAAAAUACUGGGCUGUAACCCAAUCCUGUCUGCCCCACAGAUACCGGCUCACCUGAUGCUGCGCAUGGAGAGAUGCUGGGCAACUCCAACCAGUGAUCCAUACAGCAAUAUUCAGUACACCUUCAUCAGAGACAGGUCUGAUAACAAUAAGAAUGGUUUAAUUGUUGUUUGAUAAAUGAUUAAAACAGUAGAUAAAAAGUUUGCUCAUUCGAGCGUUUCUUAGGCGCUUGUACCCUAUGACACAGUUGCCUGAUGUUGUAAAUGCAGACAAGUCAAUGCAGACUGAUCACAGGGCUUGUGGUCUGUGUCAGUGUGUAUCAGGCUACAUACUGUAUAUAGGCUCCUGCAUAGGUGCAAAGCUGCGCCAACAUACAGAGUAAGCUGCGGCCUAGAUUAGACACAGAAGUAUAACUCAGGCUCAAGAAUAGUCUUAACUUUUCUCCGCCUUAUAGCACCUCUGAUUGUUGGCACAUUCAGCAUCUUUGAUACUGACAGCAAAGUCAUGAUUAAAAAAAAACUAUUUCUUCUUUAAAAUAAUCUAUUAUGUAAAACAGAACAGUUUAAAUACCUUUUUUAAAUCCAGUAUGGGAGGGCCAUGGCCAGUAAGCAGAGAUUAAGUAGUAAAUCUUCAAACUUACAAAACCCCUCUGUCUCUUUGCCAUCUGGCUCAUGUGAGACCAAAUAUCUGGGUUAGGAUUUUCAUGGAUGGCAUGUUGAAACCUUGUUAUUGGAAAUUAGCUCUGUUAUUUCAUCACACAAACAGCUUCAAGUCCUCUUCCAUGAGAGCUGUUGAAAUCUGAAAUAAGAGAAUUUGUUGCUUAGAGAGCUGGCAAGACAACAACUCCCAUAGCCCGGUCAUGUGACUCCUGUCUGGGGGGCCAUGUGCGUUUGUCAGUUCAACAGCUGUGUGCAUGUCCUUGACAACCAGGCAGUAUUUGGUGCAGUUAGCAACAGCAGAGCAGCGAAAUGUGCAAUGAUUUCAGUGCCAGAGGGAAAAGAAAACACUGGAAUAAAUCUGUCUCGAACAGAUAGAAUCAUUUUAAAGGUGUUCACAUUAUCUUUUUAGCUAUGAACUUGGAAUACACCCCUUUUUUCCUGUUUUCAGAGUAAUAUUUCUCUGCUAUCAGGCCUUUCUGACUUCUUUGUCCUCUUCCUGUAGCUGCCCGGUGUUGUCAAAUGAACAGACCUUGAGUGUGCUGAAGAACGGACAGGGUCCAGAGGCCAUGUUCAGGAUACAAAUGUUCAAAUUCGUUGGCAGCUCGUACACCAACGUCUUUCUCCACUGCAACGUCCAGAUCUGCCACAACACCGCGGGGCUGUGCCAACCUGUGAGUGAGCUCAUGCAACACCCAUUCCUCAAAGUUAUAGUCAGAGGCCAGUUCAGACAUGUAGUCUAGUUUAUGUGGGGCUGAGACCCAUCAGCCUUAAAUUACUUUUCAGCCUUCUUAGCUUGUUCUGAUUUUAAAAGGGGGGUGUUUGACAUCAAGGUUAACAGCAUCAUUCAUUCAUUCAUGUGUCAUUCCUUUAUCUGUCACUCAGAACUGUUCGAGUGAUGAUGGAUUAACGAGGACACGCAGAGACAUCCCUCUCUCACAUACAGUGUCUUACGGACCAAUCAGACGACUACUAAACGAUAAAGAAAAGCCCAAUCUGAGUAUGUUUUCACCUUCACUAAAACUCCUUGAUCUUUGAGAUUUGGCUAAUAAAUAUUCAAAGCUUAAAGUGUAUUGGAUUCAAAUGCAAAACGGGCUUCUGUCUGUCCUUUUCACUGCAGCUGCAGGCGGAGUCCCACCUGUGGAGACCUUUGUCCUGGGGGCACUGCUGCUGGUCUUGCUGCUGGUCACAGGAGUGUUAGGGAGACUGUGGCUUCGAUCCAGACGUUUUUACCCGGCACAGGAAGCACAGCUCACUCUGUCCAACAUUCACCACAUAUCAGAGGUGGCCUCAUGA
Messenger RNA from Xyrichtys novacula (pearly razorfish), 6656 nucleotides. Lineage: Eukaryota; Metazoa; Chordata; Actinopteri; Labriformes; Labridae. The record is from the annotation of a GenBank genome assembly.